GACCCUUUAUUCCCUGGUCUGCUCAGCCUCAGGUCACUCUCUUGAAUGCUGGCCUCAUUCCCUUCCCAGCGUGGUGACCCUGGGCGAGUCUCCGGCCCCCUUGGCCUAGCCCUGACCCCUCUGAGCCCAGCGGAGGCCUCCAAAACAAUGACAGAUAGACAGAAGCCGGCAGGAAGGGCUGCUUUUACCCAGUAGGUCCCCGGGAAUCGUCAUGUGGAUUGCCCUGUCUAUGUCUGGCAAGGUUUUGGCCCUCUGGUUGGCCCCCUCCAUCGGGUCUGACUCCUGGAAGAGGCUGAGCAGAUUGGGGCGUGGAGGCCUGAUUUCCUGGACUCUGUGGGGAAACCGUGGCCCGGAUGGAGGGUGUGUGGAGAGAACCCUUGGGGUUCCCGAGGGACGAAGGCCGUGCUGGCCGCCUCCCUUCCCCUGGUGCCAUGGAAAGACCAAGAUAGCAGCGGCAGGGCUUCCUCAGCCCCCCACUCUGAUCACAGGCGGGAGGAGUGGACGGAGGCUCUCAGACUGGCCUGCUCCUCCCUUCUCCCCCACCACCCCCACAGCUGCUGUCUCCCCCACACAGGCUGGGAAGGAGGGCAGGGCGGGCAGGGAGGAGGAGUUGGGGACGAUGGGAUCCCAGAGCCCCGCGGUGCCAGGCGGCCGAGGAGGAAGCACCGGCGCCGCUCAGCCUCCCGGAAACCUUGUCCUUGAGGACCCCUCUUCGGGCAUGUUGGGGACCCUCAGAUUUUGGAUGUUUCUUCCCACAGCUGUGCAGGGUCACCGGAUGUGUGUCUUCUUUGAGGGCCCCGGCGUCCAGGGCAGUACCAGGGCCCUGGGGGAGCUGCUCGAGGCAGGGCCGGGGCCCCCCAGGAGCAUCCGCUGCCUCUUCAGUCUCUGUUGCUUUGGGAUCUGGAACCUGACGCAGGAUGGGGCUCAGCUGGAGAUGCAGGGCUGCCGAGACAGUGACGAGCCGGGCUGCGAAUCCCCCCGAUGUGAGCCGGCCCGCCGUGCCCACCCCAGCCCUGGCUCUACUCUCCUCACCUGCUCCUGUGGCACUGACUUCUGCAAUGCCAAUUACAGCCACCUGCCACCUCCCGGGGCCUCCAGGCCCCCCGACUCUCGGGGUCCCCAGCCUCCGCCUGGGGACUCCUUUCUGGUGGCCGUGUCUCUGCUGGGGACCGUUCUCCUUCUUAUGCUGAGCGGAGGCAUCUUGGCCCUUCGACAAUGGAAGGCAUUUAGGGCCUCGGGAGGCCAGCCACUAGAACCCGAGCCAGGCAGCGGUUGGAGCCAGGAGUUGCCGGAGCUGCAGGAGUUGUGCUUCUCUCAGGUCCUGCAAGAGGGAGGCCACACAGUGGUAUGGGCAGGACUCCUACAGGGGGAGCCGGUGGCCAUCAAGGCCUUCCCCCCUUGGGCGGCACCCCAGUUCCAGGCAGAGAAGGCACUCUAUGAGCUAUCAGGCCUGCAGCACGACAACAUAGUCCGAUUCAUUGCUGCUGGCAAAGGAGGCCCUGGCCCCGUGCCCCCUGGGCCCCUGCUGGUGCUUCAGCUGUACCCCAAGGGCUCCCUGCGCCACUUCUUGGCCCAGCAUACCUGCGACUGGGGCCGCUCUCUCAAGUUGGCACUGUCUCUGACCAGGGGCCUGGCGUUCCUUCAUGAGGAAUCCUGGAGGGACGGCCACUACAAACCGGGCAUUGCCCACAGGGACCUCGGGAGCCACAACGUGCUUGUUCGGGAUGAUGGCUCCUGCGCCAUCGGAGACCUGGGCCUCGCCUUGGCUCUGCCCGGCCUCACUCAGCCCCCUGCCUGGCUCCCUGCUCAGCCCCGGGGCCCAGCCACCAUCAUGGAGGCUGGAACUCAGCGGUACACGGCCCCGGAGAUCCUGGACAAGACUCUGGACCUUCAGGACUGGGGGAUGGCCCUGCGCAGGGCUGACAUCUACUCUCUGUCCUUGCUCUUGUGGGAGACGUUGAGUCGCUGCCCUGACCUGUGGCCUGACCACAGGCCCCCGCCAUUCCAGCUAGCUUAUGAGGCAGAGCUGGGCAGUAGCCCCACCACCUGCGAGCUCUGGGCCCUGGCAGUGGCAGAGAGAAGGCGGCCCCGCAUUCCCCCAAGCUGGUACCGUGCCACCAUGGACCCCGGCGGGUUGCCAGAGCUGCUGGAAGACUGCUGGGAUUCUGAUCCAGAAGCUCGCCUCACUGCCCACUGUGUACAGCUUCGAUUAGCCAGGCUGAGCCCCCCUGAGUCUGGGGAGGCCUCCCCCGACAUCCUUCCUUCUCUGGGUCCCCAAGCCUGCUCUGCCAACCCCGGGGGAGCAGCCCCGCCGCCCUGGCACGGGCCCCCUUCCGACCCUCGCUGAGUGGAUUCCGCUUUCUGGUGAUUCCUUCCUGUGCCCCUUUCCAAGUAUUGAUGUACCAUGUACGCCGGUUACCCGAACCCUACAGACACUUGUAGAGAAAGGUCUCCGUGGGGUGACCGGCUUCCUCUCUAGCUUCCUAAGUCCCAGGGAAGGCUCUGGAAGUCGAGAUCUGGAGGGGGGAGGAGGGGAUGGCUGGGGAUGAGGAGGGGCCAAAAAGGGGCCCAGAAGAACCGGAAACAGGGCAGCAGAUUCUCCAACUCAAGGAAAGACGCAUUGCUCAGCUCUGAUGCUUUUGGACCUUUUAGACACGUUUCCUCUACUUUUUGUCUUAGCUGGGCAGAGAGGCAAUGUUGGCCAGGGUCUCACCACUGAGGACUUCCCAUCUCCAGGCUUGGCUCACCAACCAGCUGCCCCUUACCCACUUUCUCUUGAUGUCUCUCUCUUGCUUUGUCCUCUCUGGCCUGAGCUCAGCUAGAUUUUGUCUGCCUGCUCUCCCCCUUCAGCCUGGCUGGACUGGGCUCCAUGAAGGAGGGGAGGCGAAGGCUGGGACGGCCCAUACACGUCCCCAUUGACUAUCCAUGAGUUGGAACAUUCUUAUUCUUACUAUAAAAUGAUGCUUUACAAUUUUG
Messenger RNA from Monodelphis domestica (gray short-tailed opossum), 2976 nucleotides. RefSeq names its product anti-Mullerian hormone receptor type 2 (gene AMHR2). Gene Ontology annotation, molecular function: transforming growth factor beta receptor activity; ATP binding. The record is from RefSeq and is a predicted model, not a curated record. Gene Ontology annotation, cellular component: signaling receptor complex; plasma membrane. Gene Ontology annotation, biological process: protein phosphorylation; cellular response to growth factor stimulus; BMP signaling pathway. NCBI's taxonomy places the organism in Eukaryota, Metazoa, Chordata, Mammalia, Didelphimorphia, Didelphidae.